AUGGCACGCCGUAUUGACGUUCAUCAUCAUUAUCUACCCCCCGCCUACCUGAAAGCCCUCGAGGAGGCUGGUGGCGAUCCUUCUGGAUUUCCCACACCCUCUUGGUCCAUUGAGGCUGACCAACAGCUUUGCGAUGACUGUGGCAUUGAAACGGCCAUCUUAUCAGUCACCGCACCAGGUGCGGGUAUCGUGAAGGGCGCCAAGUCUGCCCAGGUGGCGAGAGAAUGCAAUGAGUUUGGCAAAACGCUAAGGGAUAAAUACCCUAAGAAGUAUGGGUUUUUUGCUGCGCUGCCCGAUGUUCUCGAUACCCAAGCAGCUUUAGAGGAGAUUCGAUAUGCCCUUGAUGAGCUGCAAGCCGAUGGAGUAACCCUUUUCACCCGCUAUGGAGACGCAAACUACUACCUAGGCCAUCCUGAUAUCCAGCCUAUCUGGGAGGAGCUAGAUCGGCGCGCCGCAGUGGUCUUUAUCCAUCCAACCCAUGCAGUGGAUACGAACCUCAUCAACAAGAUGCUUCCACAGCCUUUUAUUGACUAUCCGCACGAGACCACUCGGACAGCUGUCGAUCUGAUCACCACCGAUACGGACUGCAGGCUCUCCAGCAUGACACGCGAGCACUUUCUGGAAAAUGCACGAAUGUUUUACUAUGACCUGGCGCUUACGGACGCAAACUUUGCUCUACCACUUCUGCAAAAAUUCGCUUCACCGGAUCACAUUCUCUAUGGUAGUGAUUUUCCCUAUGCACCAACCACUUCCAUCAAGUUUUUCAGCAAGGACCUGGCUGAAGCCGAUAUUUCGGAUGAAGCAGCGGAGAAGAUUAAUUAUGGUAACGCGCUGAACCUGUUCCCUCGCCUUCGCUAG
Molecule: messenger RNA, 858 nt
Organism: Aspergillus nomiae NRRL 13137
Lineage: Eukaryota; Fungi; Ascomycota; Eurotiomycetes; Eurotiales; Aspergillaceae
Product: amidohydrolase family protein
Exons: 3
Coding region: 1-858 (285 amino acids)
Biological process (GO): secondary metabolic process
Cellular component (GO): cytoplasm
Molecular function (GO): hydrolase activity; carboxy-lyase activity
Source: RefSeq, a predicted model, not a curated record